Molecule: messenger RNA, 2220 nt
Organism: Macadamia integrifolia
Lineage: Eukaryota; Viridiplantae; Streptophyta; Magnoliopsida; Proteales; Proteaceae
Product: GDP-mannose transporter GONST1-like
Exons: 9
Coding region: 700-1716 (338 amino acids)
Cellular component (GO): Golgi apparatus
Molecular function (GO): antiporter activity; GDP-mannose transmembrane transporter activity
Source: RefSeq, a predicted model, not a curated record
UACAAGGAUUAGGAUAACAUAGGAACGUCUAGUCACUCUCAGGUGAAUCAGAGAUCAAACUGUCAGUGAUCCAAAGUCCAAACAGAACCUAAAUAUAUGCCGUUGGUUUGGAUGGAAAGAUUCGAAUCUGACGUUAGCAAAUGAGGACGGCAACUGAGCUUGGUGCGGGACUCAUACAUAACGUGAUCUGCCCCCCGAAAAGUGGCGCAUAUAUUCGCACUGAUGCGGUAUACAAUACAUGAUCUGAAGGUUCACACUUCUCAGGACUUCACACCGUUAGAGUGGACAGUUGAGGCCCGAGUCUGAGGAGACGAACAAUUAAUAAAUUAAUUAAUUAACUAAUAAAUGAGUAAUAUGAAUUUGUAUUUGUCGCUCUCCAUUCAAGUCGAUGGCAGUUCAAAGUUCAAAUCCUUUCAUCUCUGUUUCGCUUUCACUCUUCUGAGACUUCUGUUUCUGCCAUGCCUUUUCUAUCUCCAGCUAUUUUGUCGAGCUCCGCGGUUCCUGCUUCUGCCUGAAGGUAUUCUUUUCGAUAUUCCUGCUAUUUUUCUGGGAAGAUAACAUCUAGUGAUGGAUACUUGUAGUUGUAAGACGGUUUGAAAUGGACAAUAAAGCCUCGAAAAUGGCGAACAAGAUGGAGUGCUGGAUUUUCUAGUCUGUUGUUUUAUUGGAAGUUGGAACAGCUGAAGUUAGCGAGAGCAAAUGAAGACUUUCAGCAGAGAUGAAUUUGACUUGGAAGGUGGCAAGGUGGAAAAAGAUAGAGAGAAAAUAAUACGCGGCACCAGGGUAGUAAAAUUUCACAACCAGGCUUUGUUGUCUGGUCUUGCAUAUUGCAUCUCAUCCUGCAGCAUGAUAUUAAUUAACAAGUUUGUCCUGUCCAGCUACGAUUUUAGUGCUGGGAUAUCUUUAAUGCUCUAUCAGAAUCUGGUCUCUGUGGUUGUAGUAUCCAUCUCAAGUGUUUUGGGGAUUAUAUCAACCGAGCCACUGACAUGGAGAUUGAUUCGGGUCUGGUUGCCUGUGAACGUUAUAUUUGUUGGAAUGCUCAUUACAAGCAUGUUUAGUUUGAGAUACAUUAAUGUUGCUAUGGUAACAGUCCUGAAAAAUGUUACCAAUGUGAUCACUGCCGUUGGUGAAAUGUACCUAUUCAAGAAGCAUCAUGAAAGCAGGGUCUGGGCUGCAUUAUUUUUAAUGAUAAUUUCAGCAAUUUCUGGAGGAAUUACGGAUCUUUCUUUUCAUUCUGUUGGCUACAUGUGGCAAAUUAUUAAUUGCUUCUUGACGGCAUCAUAUUCAUUAACACUACGGAGGGUCAUGGAUACGGCGAAGCAAGUCACCAGAUCUGGAAACUUGAAUGAAUUUUCAAUGGUUUUGCUCAAUAACAUUCUUUCAUUGCCUCUGGGGGUUCUGCUUAUAUUUGUAUUCAAUGAGGUGGAUUAUCUCUCUAACACGCCACUUUUGAAGAUGCCCAUGUUUUGGCUGGUGAUGACUUCAAGUGGUCUUUUGGGCCUUGCAAUCAGCUUCACGUCAAUGUGGUUUCUUCAUCAGACUGGGGCCACAACAUAUAGCCUCGUCGGUUCGCUGAAUAAGAUUCCUCUCUCCAUUGCUGGAAUACUUCUUUUCAAAGUCCCAACUAGUCUCGAAAACUGCGCAAGCAUUCUUUUUGGUCUUUUGGCAGGGGUCUUUUUUGCAAAAGCCAAAAUGAGGGGGCGAUCUCAGACCUGAGAUCAAAAUUGUCCCAUAGCUCAAACACUGGUUUUAAGUAUAACUACAGUUUUGCACCCAGUAGUCUCACUGCAUCUGACCCCAUUUGGAUACAGCAACCAGAGUUUUCAAUUAGUCAUCAAAAGGAUUCAAUCAUAAGUUUGGGAGGAAAGAGUUUGUGUUUGAGAUGAAGAAAAGGUCGCAGAUAAUCAGCAGGGUAAGCCUACUCUCUUUUGACUCCUCCCUGGGGUUAUUUGAGUGGGUACUUGUGGAAUGCAUUUCCUCUCUUUUUGGUUUUGCUAAGGACAUGUAAUUAUCUCAAUUUGCAGAAGUUUGCUUUAUGAGGAUCUCUGUUCUGCUGUAUGCUGUGUAGAAAAUGUUUCAAAAUAAUUAAUUUAUGGAGACUGAUAAUGUAUACGAAUGGUCGUGAACCCAGCAAGGUCUGCAAGUGUUUUUUUCCCCCAAAGAGAGCAUAAUUUUGGCUUUGGUGUAGCAGUUAUAUUUUGAUUCAUCUUCUAGGUUUCA